UAAAAGGUUUGGGUGAAAGAACACCUGUCAUAUGUUACAAUGAUGUUAAGAAGAAAAUUGAGCUUUCAGAUCCACUGGCUUCUUUGCAACUCCCUUCAGAAAAACAUAUAAACAACAAUAUACAAGAAGAUGUUACAGAUUCUUGUAAAGAAAAUGAAUUUAUUGGUGUGAAGAAUGUAGCAAACAUGUCACCUGGUACCAUAAAAGAUUUUCCUGUAAGUUAUAAUGAAGACUAUCAGCUGAGCAAAAGUAUAACAAAAGAAGAUAUGAAUCACUUUUCUCAAGAAAGAGCAAAAGUACAAAUGCAUGUUUCAAAACAAAUUCUGGAAUCUAAUGACAAUCAACAAGAUGCCAAAAAGAUACAAACAACUGACAAAUAUCCAAAUAUAUUAAAGCAGCAAGGACUAUCUCCAUUCAUUGCAGGUCAAGAACUGCUUCAAUGUGAAGAAGAAUUUUAUGGGCAUGUCAAACAUAAAUUGCAUUUUGUCACACACAGUGUACAAAAGAAAUACUGUCAGGAUCCACAUAUGCAGAUAGGUGAAAAAAGCAAUGAAGCAAACCGUUCAGGAACAAUAGAAGAAUAUUCUGAUAAUGCUCAAAGUUGUGAUUUUUCUUCAGUAGCAAAAACGAAUGAUGGUUAUGCUCCCGAAGAACAAACUAUCUUACAUUAUCCUAAUUCUCAUACUUUUUCUAAGAAAAGUACGCAUUUACCACACAUGUCUGAAAGUCUAACAUAUCCAAAAGAAGAUAAAUUAAAAAGUGAACAAAAGGCUUUAGCUUCUCAUGUUGACCAAUCAGACAGUGAGAAUAGUAUUAUAACGAGUAUAAGGCCUGAUAAAAAACAUAUAAAUCAGGUAGAAUAUGCCACAAAAACAUAUUUAACACCUAAUUUAGAAGGGAAGGAAUUUAGAAUUUUAGCUCACCAUAGAAAAAAAGAUGGCAUUUUAAACAUUGAAGAUACUGAAUCUGAAUUUCAGCACCAUAUAGUACCACUAAUGUUAUCUGAAGUAGCAUCUCAGAAAAAAACUAAAGGCAGUUUAAUAACUGACUAUAAUAAUUUACUUCUUAAAAAACAUGGUCAAUCGGACACUUCCACCAGUGAAGAUCUUUUGCAGCAUGUAGACAUUCAGAGUGAAGCAUCCAAAUCAGAUCUUAGUAUUACUCCUAGCAAACUUUUCUCAGAUGAGAUCCCCCAUCAUCUUGAGCCUACAGAUCAUAUUAGAGAUCACACCCCUGUGUAUACCAAAGGUAGUUUAGACAUACACCGUUUAGCUGUCGAUCCUAAUGAUGAAACAUUUACACAAAAUAGAACAAUUUGUUAUAAAAACCUAAACCAUGUAGAUAAACUAACUAUUUAUGGGCAUGUAAAAGUUAAACAAGAAAAGAGCCAAAAAGAUAAGAAAAGUGAGAAAGAUAUAGUGCACAUGAACAAAAAUGGGAGAAGUGAUAAAAAAGGAGAAAGUGUUACAAGAAAUAUUUUUGAUAAAACUUCAUGUUAUUUUGGAAAGCUGUAUCAAAAAAUUAAUGAUAAUGAAGAUUCUACAAAACAUAAAAGUAAUAAAAAUAUUAAAGCAGAGAGACAUAAGGCUGAAUAUGCCUAUGAACAAAUGAAAUACGAAUGUCAGGGUGUGAAUGAUUUUUGUUAUUUAAAUGAUAAAAUAAUGCAACUGGAGUCUCAGAGAGAAAUAUGCAGUCUUACCCAGAAAAAACCUAUUACUGCAGAUUCAGGAAAAGAUAACAGAAAAACUGACACACUUCCAAUUCUGGAAACUGGGUCUGCUUUCCAGAAAGCAGUUCAAAAUGGUAAAUUGAUAACUGAUAGAGGUUUGGAUUUGAAAGAUGCCAGUGCCUCCAGAAGAUUCCAGGAAUUUAAUUUAAAGCUAACUGAGGAAUCAAAAAAGAUUCUUCAAGCAAGUAUGUGUGAUAGAUAUGAAUUGCAGCAACUGCAGCAAGACUUUGAAAAACAUCAGUACAACAUCUUCCUUUCGCCAUGUGAAGAUAUUUACAAGGAAAGGAAACAAGUAACUACUUUGGUGGAGCAUGAACAUAAAUUAAACACUGGGCAUGAGAAGUGUAUGAAGACCAAAAUGCAUUUACUGCCAGGAGUACAAGAUCUUAUGUGGGACAUCAGAAACAACUGUGGAGGCCAAAAAACAGAAUCAGAUAAUGGAAAAUUACCUGGUAAUGCUCUCAAAGAAAAACACCCUCUGAAUUCAAAUAAAGAGCCUAACAGUGAUCAGCAUUCAGAAAAAAAUACACCUCCUGCAAAUACUAAGGAGAAACUAAAUACUUCAGGAAAAAAUGAUCUAAAUCGACAGGAUGUCAAAGAAAAAGUACAAGGGAACAAUCUAAUGAAUCAAAAUUGUACCACUGGUAAUGAAAGCAAAUGGCUACUUCAGAUAACUCUGCAUUUGAAUGAAUUCUGUGCCAUUAUUACUUCUGUUGUUUCAUCUAUGAUCUCUAUAAGUAAAAAGGUUGUUUCAUCACUCCCUGAAAAUAUGAGACCUGGUCCAGAUCUCUAUGGUUUUCCAUGGGAAAUUGUGAUUUGUGGCACUGUUGUUGCCAUUUUUACUAUCAUACUGGUAUUAUGCAGGAGCUAUAAGUCAGUUAGAAGUCGGCUUUAUUUAGGAAGAGAGAAGCAGCUUGUCAAUAAAGUUGCUGAACUAGUUGAAGACAAAUGUAAAGUAUUGGAAAAACUCAGUCUCUGCAAAAAAGAGUAUGCAGAGUUAGAAAACACGCUGAAAGAUGGCAGCUUUCUACAAGAGUCAGCCAUUGCAUCAAAUAUUAAGACAGCAUAUGAAGAACUGAACAAUUCAAACUCAGCACUCAAGAAUGAAAUAGAAUGCUUAGAAAAAGAAUUGAAAGAAGAGAAAUCUAAACGAUCAGAACAGGAUGAUUUGGUGGCUGAAAUACAGAAAAGAGUGGCAUCUUUAGAAAAUGAAGCAAAAUCUAUCCAGCUGCAAGUAGCUGAAGCCAAAACCACAUUAAAAGUAUAUGAAAUUAACAGAGAGAGACUGAAGACAUCUUUGCAAGAUGCAGUAGAGGAAAAUAGCCAUCUUCAAGAAAGUGAAAAACAAUUAUUACAAGAAGCUGAAGGAUGGGAUGAACGAUUUAGUGAAUUAAAUGAGCAGACAAAAAUGUUUGAAUCAUCUCAAACAAAUAUGGAGGAAGCUCUUAAAAAUAAAGAAAGUCAAGUUAAGUCUCUGACAGACUGCUUGUUAAGGAUGAAAGAUUGGAGUUGUGCAACAGGAGAUCGUGAUUCUACUGAUGACAACCAUGGGGAUAAUGAUACAAAGAGUGAAGCAGAAAAUAGGCAGCACUUAGAUGAUCCAGAAAAAGAAACUGUAAAGAAGCUAAUUUAUGCUGCAAAGCUGAAUGCUUGUCUAAAAUCUUUGGAAACAGAAAGGAAUCAAAUAUAUUCAAAGUUAACUGAUGAAAAGAAAGCAGAAGAGGAACUUGCAGAACGGAUUGAAAGACUACAAAAAGAACAUGUCAUUUUGCAGUCGGAGAAUACAGAGUUUGAAAGUGAUGUUCAAAAGCUUCAGCAAAAGCUUAAAGUCAUGACAGAACUGUACCAAGAAAAUGAAAUGAAUCUUCACAGGAAAUUAACUGUAGAAGAAAAAGAGCGUUUGCAGAAAGAAGAAAAACUUUCCAAAGCUGAUAAGAAAAUUAAUCAUGCUGCUGAAGAACUGAAUGCUUAUCGGCAACGGGCAAAAGAUCUUGAAGAAGAACUGGAAAGAACUGUUCGCUCUUACGAGAAUCAGAUUAUGUCACACGAGAAGAAAGCUCAUGAUAAUUGGUUGACAGCCCGAGCAGCUGAAAGACAACUGAAUGAUAUGAGAAAGGAAAAUUUACACAGUAGACAAAAAUUGACAGAAGCAGAAUUUAAAUAUGAUCUUUUGGAAAAAGAUCCUUAUGCUCAUGAUGAUACAGCCACAGCAUUUGGCAGAGACCAGUCCCCAUAUGGACCCUCACCAAUGGGCAGACCUUCAUCUGAAACAAGAGCUUUUCUUUCCCCCCCUACCUUAUUGGAGGGUCCCUUAAGACUUUCACCUGUGCUUCCAGGUAGAGGAGGAAGAGGUUCAAGAGGACUGGGGAAUCCUGGCACACCUGAAGUUGGUAAUGAAAGAGGAGAGCUGAACACCAAUAGGUUAUCUGAUCCACACAGGCCACCUUCUGACACUGGAUCUUUGUCACCUCCGUGGGAUAGAGAUCACAGAGUAAUCCUCCCUCAUUCAGGUCACCUGUAUAGUGAGCAAUCUCUUCCUCCUCGAAGACCAGAAAGAUUUCAUUCAAAUCCCCUAAACUCUGGAAGGCUUUCAGGACCAGCUGAACUAAGAGGUUAUAACAUGCAUUCAGUUGAUAAAACAGAUGGACUAUCACCUGAAAAUAACUUGAGAAUGGACUUGAGUGGAAAUGAAAUAAGAGGUCAUUCCAAUGGCAGCAAUAUGCUCAAUAUACCUGAUCAGUCUGUUCCUCCUGAAAAUGAACCCUUAGGACCAGGAAUUGUGCCACCACCGCUUCCCUUUUUGAGAGCGCCUCUAAUGUCAGUGGAUCCAAGAGGAUCUUUCAUGAGAAGAGGCCCUCCAUUUCUACCAGUACCUCCUAGUUCUGUAUAUGGAGCACAGGAAUAUUUUCCAAGGGAUUUUGCUGGUUUGCCACGUCCUCUACUACCAAUGAGAGGUCCCUUUCCUAUGAGGCCUUUUUCACAGUAUCCACCUCCUCCAAGGCCUGGCUUUUUUCCACCACCACCACCACCACCACCUGAUAACAGAAAUGAACUGCCUGCUGAGUUAACACAGCUGUCAACUGUGUCGUCUACAGAUCAUCAGGAAUCACAACAAGAAACUGGUUGAAAGUUGUUCUGUUCUUUUUCUCUCAACUGAAUUAUUGUUAAGUAAUUUGUUACUUAAUCAACUCUAUAUUAUUGCUCAAAUUGAAGCUGAAUAGAGUAAUUCUCAGAGUGCUCUGUAAAUAAUGGUUUAACUGUGAAUAAAUUGUAACUGUACAGCAGCAACUUUUAAAUAUUUUUAAUUUGCUUAUCUAGGAGAUGUAAAAUUUAGUCCCAUGUAAGAAUUCUCUAGUUGGAUUUGACCACACCUGGUCUCAUAGAAAAUCAAUGCAUGUGAAAAUGAGGAUUAUGGUGAAAUGCAGGUGUAAAAAAAAUAAAGAUUUUAAAUCAUUUGUAAUAUUUUGACUAUUUAAUAAAAGAAAGUCAGUGA
Candoia aspera is the source of this 5222-nucleotide messenger RNA. RefSeq names its product MIA SH3 domain ER export factor 2 (gene MIA2). NCBI's taxonomy places the organism in Eukaryota, Metazoa, Chordata, Lepidosauria, Squamata, Candoiidae. The coding region runs from base 186 to 4856 and encodes 1556 amino acids. Gene Ontology annotation, molecular function: protein binding. Gene Ontology annotation, cellular component: endoplasmic reticulum membrane; endoplasmic reticulum exit site. Gene Ontology annotation, biological process: endoplasmic reticulum to Golgi vesicle-mediated transport; protein secretion; vesicle cargo loading. The transcript is spliced from 26 exons. The record is from RefSeq and is a predicted model, not a curated record.